CCUCAGCGUCAAGGUUCUGCUGGUGGAGAACAAGAUCGAGCUGGAGCCCAGCGUGGCGGAAAUGGCCGAGCUGUUCUGCUCGUACAUCCAGCUGAUCGCCGCCGAAUUUGAGUCGUGGCAGCACAUCCCUGGGAUGCUGGGCCACGAGGACCGCAACCCGCCGCAGGCGACCAACUCCAUCAUCAUGACUGACGAGGACGCCAACAAGGUCCAGAUGGCCAUCAACAACGGCAUGGCCGUGGCUGCUGUCCAGCUGCAAAAUUACCUGAAGACCUGGGACACGUUCCGCGACAUAUGGGAGAUGGACAAAGACCUGUUCAUCAAGCGCUACCAUCGCAUGAACCCGACUGUAGCGGCCUUCGACAGCGACAUCGCCAGGUACUCUGAGGUUGCGAACAAUGUGCAGAUGCAGGACACGAUCGUGGGCAGUCAAUUUACGCUGCUGGACUGCGCCGGUCUGAAGCACGCCAUCGUGUGUCACUGCACCGAGUGGCAGGAGAAGCUGACGGAGCUGCUGCGGCAGAUCGCUUCCGACAGACUGGUCGAGGUGCAUCAGUACAUCGUCGACAAUACCGCCGGGAUGAAGUACGUACCGCAGAGCCUAGUGGAGCUGCAGGAGAGUAUCAACCUGCAUGAGCGACUGCUGCACGAGCGGCCAGAACUGGAGAAGACGUUCCCCACCACGGAGGAACAGUUUGUUGUUCUUGACAAGUACGAGGUAGCCGUAGAUGAGGCAGUGCUGGAGGACCUACGACGCCUGCCGCCAGUCUGGGAGGCCUACUGUGACCUGCUCCUCGAGACCGCCGACACGUUGGAGCAGCACAAGGACAGGUUCCGGACAGGUCUUCUGGCCGACGCUAAUGAUCUGAAGAAGAACAUAUCCAAUUUCAUUGCUGAGUUCAAGCAGAAGGGUCCGUUUACAGACGCGUGGGAGGUCCCUGCCGCCCGAGAGAGCAUUGCCGAGUAUGGCGCUCAGUCAGACGUGUUCAAGGAAAAGGACUUGGAGAUCAAGGCCGGCCUUAAGAUCUUCAACAUCGAGCACGCACUCUCCAAAGAUCUGAAGCGAUUCGACUUGGACCUGGAAGCGAUAGACUCCGUGUGGGCGCUGACCGCCGAGUGGGAGCAGUCCUGGAGCCAGUGGAAGCUGCUGAAGUUCCAGGAGCUCGACACCAUUGAGCUGGAUUCCCAGGCCACGAGCGUGCACAAGCGCUUUACAAAACAGCUGAAGGAGUUCCGUGACAAUGGCUGGGACAUCAUCGAACAGAGCAAGGCACGUGUGGACGCCUUCCGCCGUGCGCUGCCACUCAUUAUGGACCUGAAGAACGCGGCGCUGCGGCCCCGUCACUGGGAGGAGAUCCGGCUCCUCAUCGGCAGGGAGUUCGACGAGAAGGUCGAUCUGACCAUAACACGGUGCCGCAGGGAGUUCGACGAGAAGGUCGAUCUAACCAUGGAUACCAUCUUCGAAUGGGGCAUGGACCAGUUUGCGGACGAGAUACACAACAUCUCUCAGUCCGCAACGAAAGAAAUGACCAUCGAAAAG
This is a messenger RNA of Pollicipes pollicipes, 1540 nucleotides long. Its product is annotated as dynein heavy chain 2, axonemal-like. The record is from RefSeq and is a predicted model, not a curated record. Gene Ontology annotation, molecular function: dynein intermediate chain binding; dynein light intermediate chain binding. The annotation marks the transcript as partial. Gene Ontology annotation, biological process: microtubule-based movement. The transcript is spliced from 11 exons. Gene Ontology annotation, cellular component: dynein complex. Lineage: Eukaryota; Metazoa; Arthropoda; Thecostraca; Pollicipedomorpha; Pollicipedidae.